GGCGGUAAUAUAAUUACCUAUAUCUAUAUACACACUCGUAUAAUAUACUUAUACUGCCUAUUUUAUUAUACCUACACGAUUUAACAAUGGAUACCAUGAGCGGCGGUGCGGACGAAAAAACGAAAGAAAAAGAAGACAACGAACGUAGUCGUACAAUGAGACCGAAAUUGAAAUACUCGCUGUCAUACUGCCCGUCCAUGUCUCGGCCGUUGGACUUUAGCGUCAAAGGUCCCGUGCCGAUUUACAUACACAAAAAACAGAAAGUUCUCACCGGUUGUUCAUACAUCGAACUCAAGUUGCAAAAACACUCUAAGGUGGGUGAAAUAACGUUCAGAAACUAUUACACGGCCAGUGUAAGUGUGCUACUGUUAAGAUCGAAUACUCUGCAAGGACCUUCGAUGGGAUCGAGAAACUGGGAGGUGGGCAUCAAGAACCGGACUCUAAUGAAUCAGCCGCACUGCGAAAACGGCGCACAAGACUAUUUCUCGCUAUGUUUCACUGAGGCGUGGAACAACGUUUCAAAGCUUAAAAUCAUACUUAGGCAACCGUCGCCAAUGUGCAAAACGUUCCACUUGGAAGAGAUUAAGUUGUAUGCAGAUGUACCUCGAUUCGGUAGACCGUUUUUCGAACAAAAACUACCGCCUUAUUUGAUUCAUAACACCACGACGGCCAUUUCAUGGAGACCUAGUACAAGAACCUGCAAUGACAUACAAUUUGUACAUAGGCCAGACAUAAAUAACAAGACUCAAUGUCUUGGUUAUGUAGUUGAACAAGUGCCAAACAAUUAUGACAGUUCAAAAAUAACGUAAGUCCAGAACCUUAAAAAAGGUUCACGUCACUUAAUAAAAAACUAUGAAUACAUUAUUUUAACACAAGAAAAACAAUAAUAAAAACUUACUCUUUUCAUUUUAUUGCAAAAGUAUUAUUAUAAUAUAAUAAUAAUGAUUGUACAUUUUAAAUUAUUACAGAAAAAAAUAUAUAAUAUAAACAUAUAUUAUAAUAAGAAUUGCUAUGAUAAAUGACUAAAUUAUUAUAAGUAAAAAGAAUUGUAAAAUAAUAAAUUACGAUCUUAUAUCAUCUUUAAAAUAUAGCUCUAUUUUAGAUACAAGACACAUCAGCAUUUUGUUUAACACCUCAAAAAAAAUUGAAGAGUACUUUCUUAUUAUCUUACCUUUUUUGUAAUAAUUUAAUACUCGAAAAAAAAAUAA
Molecule: messenger RNA, 1208 nt
Organism: Aphis gossypii (cotton aphid)
Lineage: Eukaryota; Metazoa; Arthropoda; Insecta; Hemiptera; Aphididae
Exons: 6
Coding region: 87-809 (240 amino acids)
Cellular component (GO): nucleoplasm
Source: RefSeq, a predicted model, not a curated record